Molecule: messenger RNA, 1980 nt
Organism: Dovyalis caffra
Lineage: Eukaryota; Viridiplantae; Streptophyta; Magnoliopsida; Malpighiales; Salicaceae
Source: the annotation of a GenBank genome assembly
AUGUAUUUGAAAGAAGGAUGUUCUUUAUUGUUAAAAAAGCAAAAACCUUUAGUUCCUUUUGUACUAAACACAAAAAACCCAUUUCAAAAUGAACAAAAAGGUCAAAAUUUUCUCAAAGAAUGUGAUGUGUUAAACAAGUUAAAGAAUGAACCCAAUAUUCUAUUAGCUUUAGAUUACUUCAAGUCAAUAGCCAAUUCGAAUUCCUUCAAACACACCCCAUUAACAUACUCAACCAUGAUCAAAAGACUUGGUUAUGAGCGCGAUAUAGAUGGUAUUCAAUACCUUUUGCAGCAAAUGAAGUUGGAGGGAAUUAGUUGUAGUGAAGAUUUGUUUGUUGUUGUGAUUAAUGCUUAUCGGCGAGUGGGGUUGGCUGAACAAGCAUUGAAAACUUUUUAUAGGAUUGGCGAAUUUGGUUGCAAACCGACUGUUAAGAUUUAUAAUCAUGUUUUAGAUGCCUUGCUUAGCGAAAAUAAGUUUCGAAUGAUUAAUGGGAUAUAUAAUAAUAUGAAGAGAGAUGGGAUUGAACUGAAUGUUUAUACUUAUAACAUGCUUUUGAAGGCAUUGUGUAAGAACAAUAGGGUGGAUGCAGCCAGGAAAUUACUAGUGGAAAUGUCAUAUAAAGGGUGCAUUCCUGAUGCAGUUAGUUAUGCGACUGUGGUAUCUUCUAUGUGUAGGCUUGGAAAAGUGGAGGAGGCUAGGGAGCUUUCGAUGCGGAUUAAAUCAUUUGUGCCUGUUUAUAAUGCUUUGAUUAAUGGGUUUUGUAGAGAGCGUAAAAUGGAAGAGGUGUUUGAGUUAUUAAAUGAAAUGGUUGUUGAGGGGAUUGAUCCUAACGUUAUUACUUACUCUACGGUUAUUAAUACACUUUCAGAGAUGGGAAAUGUUGAAUUGGCUCUUGCUGUGCUGGCAAAGAUGUUUGUCAGAGGUUGUAGUCCUAACGUUCACACUUUUACUUCCUUAGUAAAAGGAUAUUUCAUGGGAGGCAGAUUGUGUGAAGCACUGGAUUUAUGGAAUCAAAUGAUUCAAGAAGGCUUAGAGCCCAACACUGUUGCAUAUAACACUCUGAUACAUGGUCUCUGCAGCUAUGGGAAAAUGGUAGAAGCUGUAUCUGUUUCUCAAAAAAUGGAGAGAAAUGGGGUCUUCCCAAAUGAGACCACAUAUAGUACUCUCAUUGAUGGCUUUGCAAAGGCUAGUAACUUGGUUGGUGCAUCUGAGAUAUGGAACAAGAUGAUAACCAAUGGUUGCCUUCCUAAUGUUGUGGUGUAUACUUGUAUGGUGGAUGUACUCUGCAGGAAUUCUAUGUUCAACCACGCUCAUCAUCUUAUAGAGAAUAUGGUCAAUGAAAAUUGUCCUCCAAAUACAAUUACAUGCAAUACAUUUAUCAAAGGUUUAUGUUGCAGUGGAAAAGUAGAGUGGGCAAUGACAGUGCUCGAUCAAAUGGGGCAAUAUGGGUGUUCACCUAAUGUCACAACAUAUAACGAACUGUUGGAUGGUCUUUUCAAUGCAAACAGAAUCAGAGAAGCUCUUCAGAUAGUUGGAAAGAUGGAAGAAAUGGAAAUCAAGUCAAAUUUAGUGACUUAUAACACAAUUUUGUCUGGAUUUUGUCGUGCUGGAAUGUUUAAAGAUGCCUUGCAGCUUAUUGGGAAAAUGCUGGUGGGAGGUACCAAGCCUGAUGCCAUCACAUACAACACAGUAAUUUAUGCAUACUGUAAGCAAGGCGAGGUAAAGACUGCCAUCCAGCUUGUAGAGAGAUUAAGUAACAGAGGAGAGGGGUAUCCAGACAUAUUUACAUACACUAGUCUUUUGUGGGGUGUCUGUAAUUGGAUUGGGGUAGAUGAAGCCAUCGUUUAUCUUGAUAAGAUGAUAAAUGAAGGCAUUUGCCCCAAUAGUGCCACAUGGAAUGCAUUAGUUCGUGGCUUGUUUAAUAAAUUGGGUCAUCUGGGGCCGAUUCACAUUGUGGAUGACAUCCUGGCUAAUGGUUAA